AGUGCCUUAAGGGAAAUGUAGUCCAACGCUAGAAAAGCGGCGUUGCUGGUAAUCCUGUAGCGGGUAAUCAGGUCCCGGCCUAGGCCUGGCUGGUCACGGGGAACGCCCCAGGCCGCAUCGCGGAGACUUCUGGGAGUGAUCGCUCACCUUCAUAGUGCGCAGGCGCAGCGCACGGAGUGGACAUUUUGGUCUUUGUCCGCGGGCCUGUACGGCCUCUAGGUCCACGUGGCGCGAAAGUAGGAGGAGUACCUCUAAAGUAGAUUUCUCCAAGUGGAAUUGCCCAGUGGGGCCAUUUCCUUGCGCAUCUCUGGAAAGUGCACCUUCCUCAUCCUUCAGAAGGUUCAGGGGCCCCAGGGCUCAUUCUGAAUUCUAGAACGGUAUUUUGGUCACAGCAGUAAUAGUUGGGCGCUGUGUCAUUUCCUCCAGUAGCAGGUUUUAAAGAGACUUUGAAAACCUGAUAUGAUCUUCCAUUGAAGAAGACAAACUGGAUGGUGGAGAGUCUGUCUAGAUCAGCCUGCCACUCUUCAUUUGCCUCCAGUACCUCUUUUCAUUGCUGCCUUUCUGCCGCUUUUCGUGACUGUGUAUGUUAGGAAAAAACAAAGAAUAAACCUGAGAAGAUAAUGACCAGAUGAGAAACAUCAAGACUUUGGAGGCAAGUUGUAUCCAUCUCCAAUAAAUACUGACUGGGCAAAAAAAUAGUGAACAUAAGAAAAUUAGAAAAACCCUUUUCUCACAGAUCUUAUUUCUCUUAGGGCAACACAUUUUUGAAAUUUUCACUUCAGAAAACAGUUUAGGCUUAAUUAUGAGGGAGGUUGUGUAGAAAAGAGUCAUCAGCUUUAUUAAUUUGAAAAUCGUCUACCAGAGCUAACUCCUUGUAGUAAUAGCCUCUUGUAAAUCAGUGUGGAAAUGCUUUUGUACCCUGUUUGAUAGCAGAGUAUUCCCCACUGGAGAAAAACUGUAUGAAUUUACUGAAUGUAGGCAAACAUUUGUUCACCUGUGUUGUCCCAUUGAACUAAGAAGUCAUGCUGAAGAGACACCCUGUGCUUCUAAGGAAUAUUACAAAGCCAUUAGCUAGAUGACGGAUCUCAUUGAGCAACAGAAAAUUCAUACUGGAGAGAUACCAGAGAACAUAGUAUAACCUCAUUGAAUAUUAGCAGUUUUUCCUGGAGAGAGCUUUGUGCUACGUGUGAUAAAAUUGUCCUUAAACUUUAUUCCUUAUUCUGCAUUUGAGAGGUCAUACACAGAGAAGCCUUAUAAAUGUAAGAAAUGUGGAAAUACCUUCAGCCAAAAGUAAAUCCUAAUUCAUCAAAAAGUUCAUACUGGAGAGAAAUCUUGUGAAUGUGGGCAAGCUUCCAUUCCGAUGUCACACCUCAGCCAGCAGAGAAAUUGUAGUGGGGGAAACCCCUUUGCCUGUAAGGUAUGUGGGAAAAUCUUCAGCCACAAAUCCAAUCUCACUGAGCAUGAGCUUUUUCAUACAAGAGAGAAACCUUUUGAAUGUAAUGAAUGUGGGAAAGCCUUUAGCCAAAAGCAGUAUGUCAUUAAACAUCAGAACACCCAUACUGGAGAGAAGCUUUUUGAAUGUAAUGAUUGUGGAAAAUCCUUUAGCCAGAAGGAAAACCUCCUUACCCAUCAGAAGAUUCACACUGGAGAGAAACCUUUUGAGUGCAAAGAUUGUGGGAAAGCUUUUAUUCAGAAGUCAAACCUCAUCAGACACCAGAGAACUCACACGGGAGAGAAGCCCUUCAUAUGUAAGCAGUGUGGGAAAACAUUUAGUGGCAAAUCAAAUCUUACUGAGCAUGAGAAAAUUCAUAUUGGAGAGAAACCCUUUAAAUGUAAUGAAUGUGGAACAGCUUUUGGCCAGAAGAAGUACCUCAUUAAGCAUCAAAACAUUCACACUGGAGAGAAACCUUAUGAAUGUAAUGAAUGUGGAAAAGCCUUCUCUCAGCGAACAUCACUUAUUGUGCAUGUGAGAAUUCAUUCAGGUGAUAAACCUUAUGAAUGCAAUGUAUGUGGAAAAGCCUUCUCUCAGAGUUCAUCUCUCACUGUGCAUGUGAGAAGCCAUACAGGUGAGAAGCCCUAUGGUUGUAACGAAUGUGGGAAAGCUUUCUCACAGUUCUCAACCCUAGCCCUGCAUUUGAGAAUACACACAGGUAAGAAGCCUUAUCAAUGUAGUGAAUGUGGGAAAGCUUUCAGUCAGAAGUCACACCACAUUAGACACCAGAAAAUUCAUACUCAUUAAAAAACGUGAAUAUCAUCAAAAUGGGAAAAUGCACCAGGAAUUUGUAUCUCACAGUACACCUGAAAUAUUCUGAAGCAAAGCAUUGCAGGUGAGAACUUCAAUAAAUGCUAAAACUUACAGGACACCAACUAGUUCAUACUGAAGAAAAAGACAUUUGUAUGAUGAAAAGACUCCCUGACUGAGUAAACUAUAGCAGAGGUAAUAUUAACUUUAGAUGCAUUUCCCUAAAAUUGGGAACAGAAAAUAGAGGCCUGUUGCUGCACUCACAUAAGUCUGGAGUUCUUCACCAAUAUAAGAAAAGGUAUAAGUAUCAGAAAGAAUCAA
Messenger RNA from Fukomys damarensis (Damara mole-rat), 2563 nucleotides. RefSeq names its product zinc finger protein 146 (gene Znf146). Gene Ontology annotation, biological process: regulation of transcription by RNA polymerase II. Gene Ontology annotation, molecular function: RNA polymerase II cis-regulatory region sequence-specific DNA binding; DNA-binding transcription factor activity, RNA polymerase II-specific. The record is from RefSeq and is a predicted model, not a curated record. Bases 1361 to 2239 code for a protein of 292 amino acids. Lineage: Eukaryota; Metazoa; Chordata; Mammalia; Rodentia; Bathyergidae. The transcript has 5 exons.